GCUCAUUAAUUGUGUACUUGCCAGAAGGAUCUGUCUUUAAAUCAUUAAUGCAGGCAACAUUUCUCUUUAGAGCCAUCAAUGUGAUUCUACUGCCUGAAAAAUGUAAUAAAGAUGGAUUUUCUUAUCAUUUUUAUUUUACUUUUUAUUGGGACUUCAGAGACACAGGUUGAUGUUUCCAAUGUUGUUCCUGGUACUAGGUACGAUAUAACCACCUCUUCAAUUUUUACAACAUACAGCUCACCUGUUAGUAGAACAAUGACAACAAAUGUAACAAAACCAGGGCCUCCAGUCUUCCUAGCCGGGGAAAGAGUUGGAUCUGCUGGGAUUCUUCUGUCUUGGAAUACACCACCUAACCCAAAUGGAAGGAUUCUAUCUUACAUUGUCAAAUAUAAGGAAGUUUGUCCAUGGAUGCAAACAGUAUAUACACAAGUCAGAGCAAAGCCAGACAGUCUGGAAGUUCUUCUUACUAAUCUUAAUCCUGGAACAACAUAUGAAAUUAAGGUUGCUGCUGAAAACAGUGCUGGCAUUGGAGUGUUUAGUGAUCCAUUUCUCUUCCAAACUGCAGAAAGUGCUCCAGGAAAGGUGGUGAAUCUCACAGUUGAGGCCUACAACUCUUCAGCAGUUAACCUGAUUUGGUAUUUACCUCGACAACCAAAUGGCAAAAUUACCAGCUUCAAGAUUAGUGUCAAGCAUGCCAGAAGUGGGAUAGUAGUGAAAGAUGUCUCAAUCAGAGUAGAGGACAUUUUGACUGGGAAAUUGCCAGAAUGCAAUGAGAAUAGUGAAUCUUUUUUAUGGAGUACAGCCAGCCCUUCUCCAACCCUUGGUAGAGUUACACCUCCAUCGCGUACCACAUAUUCAUCAAGCACGUUGACACAGAAUAAGAUCAGCUCUGUGUGGAAAGAGCCUAUCAGUUUUGUAGUGACACACUUGAGACCUUAUACAACAUAUCUUUUUGAAGUUUCGGCUGUUACAACUGAAGAAGGUUAUAUUGAUAGUACGAUUGUCAGAACACCAGAAUCAGUGCCUGAAGGACCACCACAAAACUGCGUAACAGGCAACAUCACAGGAAAGUCCUUUUCAAUUAUAUGGGACCCACCAACUAUAGUAACAGGGAGAUUUAGUUAUAGAGUUGAAUUAUAUGGACCAUCAGGUCGCAUUUUGGAUAACAGCACGAAAGACCUUAAGUUUGCAUUCACUAACCUAACACCAUUUACAAUGUAUGAUGUUUAUGUUGCGGCUGAAACCAAUGCAGGGACUGGGCCCAAGUCAAAUCUUUCAGUAUUCACUCCACCAGAUGUUCCAGGGGCAGUGUUUGAUUUACAACUUGCAGAGGUAGAAGCCACGCAAGUAAGAAUUACUUGGAAGAAACCACGACAACCAAAUGGAAUUAUUAACCAAUACCGAGUGAAAGUGCUAGUUCCAGAAACAGGAAUAAUUUUGGAAAAUACUUUGCUCAGAGGAAAUAAUGAGUAUAUAAAUGACCCCAUGGCUCCAGAAAUUGUGAACAUAGUAGAGCCAAUGGUAGGAUUAUAUGAGGGUUCAGCAGAGAUGUCAUCUGACCUUCACUCACUUGCUACAUUUAUAUAUAACAAUCAUCCAGAUAAUAACUUUCCUGCAAGGAAUAGAGCUGAAGACCAGACUUCACCAGUUGUAACUACAAGGAAUCAGUAUAUUACUGACAUUGCAGCUGAACAGCUGUCUUAUGUUAUCAGGAGACUUGUACCUUUCACUGAGCACAUGAUUAGUGUAUCUGCUUUCACCAUCAUGGGAGAAGGACCACCAACAGUUCUCAAUGUUAGGACACGUGAGCAAGUGCCAAGCUCCAUUAAAGUUAUAAACUAUAAAAAUAUUAGUUCUUCAUCUAUUUUGUUGUAUUGGGAUCCUCCAGAAUAUCCCAAUGGAAAAAUAACUCACUAUACGAUUUAUGCAAUGGAACUGGACACAAACAGAGCAUUCCAGAUAACUACUAUAGAUAACAGCUUUCUCAUAACAGGGUUAAAGAAAUACACAAAAUACAAAAUGAGAGUGGCAGCCUCAACCCACGUUGGAGAAAGUUCUUUGUCUGAAGAAAAUGACAUCUUUGUGAGAACUCCUGAAGAUGAACCAGAAUCAUCACCUCAAGAUGUUGACGUAAUUGAUGUUACCGCAAAUGAAAUAAGGUUGAAGUGGUCACCACCUGAAAAGCCCAAUGGGAUCAUUACUGCUUAUGAAGUGCUAUAUAAAAAUAUAGACACUUCAUAUAUGAAGAACACAUCAACAACAGACAUAAUAUUAAGGAACUUAAGACCUUACACCCUCUAUAACAUUUCUGUAAGGUCUUAUACCAGAUUUGGUCAUGGCAAUCAGAUAUCUUCUUUACUUUCUGUAAGGACUUCGGAGACUGUGCCUGAUAGUGCACCAGAAAAUAUCACUUACAAAAAUAUUUCUUCUGGAGAGAUUGAGCUAUCAUUCCUACCUCCAAGUAGUCCCAAUGGAAUCAUACAAAAAUAUACAAUUUAUCUCAAGAGAAGUAAUGGAAAUGAGGAAAGAACUAUAAAUACAACCUCUUUAACCCAAAACAUUAAAGGACUGAAGAAAUAUACCCAAUAUAUCAUUGAGGUGUCUGCUAGUACACUCAAAGGUGAAGGAGUUCGGAGUGCUCCCAUAAGUAUACUGACUGAGGAAGAUGCUCCUGAUUCUCCCCCUCAAGACUUCUCUGUAAAACAGUUGUCUGGUGUCACGGUGAAGUUGUCAUGGCAACCACCUCUGGAGCCAAAUGGAAUUAUCCUUUAUUACACAGUUUAUGUCUGGAAUAGAUCAUCAUUAAAAACUAUUAAUGUCACUGAAACAUCAUUGGAGUUAUCGGAUUUGGAUUAUAAUGUUGAAUACAGUGCCUAUGUAACAGCUAGCACCAGAUUUGGUGAUGGGAAAACAAGAAGCAAUAUCAUUAGCUUUCAAACACCAGAGGGAGCACCAAGCGAUCCUCCCAAAGAUGUUUAUUAUGUAAACCUCAGUUCUUCAUCAAUAAUUCUUUUCUGGACACCUCCUUCAAAACCUAAUGGGAUUAUACAAUAUUACUCUGUUUAUUACAGAAAUACUUCAGGUACUUUUAUACAGAAUUUUACACUCCAUGAAGUAACCUAUGACUUUGACAAUAUGACUGUAUCCACAAUUAUAGAUAAACUGGCAAUAUUCAGCUACUAUACAUUUUGGUUAACAGCAAGUACUUCAGUUGGAAAUGGGAAUAAAAGCAGUGACAUAGUUGAAGUAUACACAGAUCAAGACAUACCUGAAGGGCUUGUUGGAAACCUGACUUACGAAUCCAUUUCAUCAACUGCAAUAAAUGUAAGCUGGGUCCCACCGGCUCAACCAAACGGUCUAGUCUUCUACUAUGUUUCACUGAUCUUACAGCAGACUCCUCGCCACGUGAGACCAACUGUAGUUACAUAUGAGAGAAGCAUAUAUUUUGAUAAUCUGGAAAAAUACACUGAUUAUAUAUUAAAAAUUACUCCAUCAACAGAAAAGGGAUUCUCUGAUACCUAUACUGCCCAGCUAUACAUCAAAACUGAAGAAGAUGUCCCAGAAACUUCACCAAUAAUCAACACUUUUAAAAACCUUUCCUCCACCUCAGUUCUCUUAUCAUGGGAUCCCCCAGUAAAGCCAAAUGGUGCAAUAAUAAGUUAUGAUUUAAGUUUACAAGGACCAAGUGAAAAUUAUUCUUUUAUUACUUCUGAUAAUUACAUAAUAUUGGAAGAGCUUUCACCAUUUACAUUAUAUAGCUUUUUUGCUGCUGCAAGAACUAUGAAAGGACUUGGUCCUUCCAGUAUUUUUUUCUUUUACACAGAUGAGUCAGUGCCUUUAGCACCUCCACAAAAUUUGACUUUAAUCAACUGUACUUCAGACUUUGUAUGGCUGAAAUGGAGCCCAAGUCCUCUUCCAGGCGGUAUUGUUAAAGUAUAUAGUUUUAAAAUUCAUGAACAUGAAACUGACACUAUAUAUUAUAAGAAUAUAUCAGGCUUUCAAACUGAAGCCAAACUUGUUGGACUAGAACCAGUCAGCACCUACUCUAUCAGUGUAUCUGCCUUCACCAAAGUUGGAAAUGGCAAUCAAUUUAGUAAUGUAGUAAAAUUCACAACCCAAGAAUCAGUUCCAGAUGUCGUGCAGAAUAUGCAGUGCAUGGCAACUAGCUGGCAGUCAGUUUUAGUGAAAUGGGAUCCACCCAAAAAGGCAAAUGGAAUAAUAACACAAUAUAUGAUAACAGUUGAAAGGAAUUCUACAAAAGUCUCUCCCCAAGAUCACAUGUACACCUUCAUAAAGCUUCUUGCCGGUACCUCAUAUGUCUUUAAAGUAAGAGCUUCAACCUCAGCUGGUGAAGGUGAUGAAAGCAUAUGCCAUGUCAGCACACUACCUGAAACAGUUCCCAGUGUUCCCACAAAUAUUGCUUUUUCUGAUGUACAGUCAACUAGUGCAACAUUGACAUGGAUAAGACCUGACACUAUCCUUGGCUACUUUCAAAAUUACAAAAUUACCACUCAGCUUCGUGCUCAAAAAUGCAGAGAAUGGGAAUCCGAAGAAUGUGUUGAACAUCAAAAAAUUCAAUACCUCUAUGAAGCUAACUUAACUGAAGAAACAGUAGAUGGAUUAAAGAAAUUUAGAUGGUAUAGAUUCCAAGUGGCUGCCAGUACCAAUGCUGGCUAUGGCAAUGCUUCAAAUUGGAUUUCUACACAAACUCUGCCUGGCCCUCCAGAUGGUCCUCCUGAAAAUGUUCACGUAGUAGCAACAUCACCUUUUAGCAUCAGCAUAAGCUGGAGUGAACCUGCUGUCAUUACUGGACCAACAUAUUAUCUGAUUGACGUCAAAUCGGUAGAUAAUGAUGAAUUUAAUAUAUCCUUCAUCAAGUCAAAUGAAGAAAAUAAAACCAUAGAAAUUAAAGAUUUAGAAAUAUUCACAAGGUAUUCUGUAGUGAUCACUGCAUUUACUGGGAACAUUAGUGCUGCAUAUGUAGAAGGGAAGUCAAGUGCUAAAGUGAUUGUUACUACUUUAGAAUCAGCCCCAAAGGACCCACCUAACAACAUGACAUUUCAGAAGAUACCAGAUGAAGUUACAAAAUUUCAAUUAACAUUCCUUCCUCCUUCUCAACCUAAUGGAAAUAUCCAAGUAUAUCAAGCUCUGGUUUACCGAGAAGAUGAUCCUACUGCUGUCCAGAUUCACAACCUCAGUAUUAUACAGAAAACCAACACAUUCGUCAUUGCAUUGUUAGAAGGACUAAAAGGUGGACAUACAUACAAUAUCAGUAUUUAUGCAGUCAAUAGUGCUGGUGCAGGUCCAAAGGUUCCGAUGAGAAUAACCAUGGAUAUCAAAGCUCCAGCACGACCAAAAACCAAACCAACCCCUAUUUAUGAUGCCACAGGAAAACUGCUUGUGACUUCAACAACAAUUACAAUCAGAAUGCCAAUAUGUUAUUACAAUGAUGAUCAUGGACCAAUAAAAAAUGUACAAGUGCUUGUGACAGAAACAGGAGCUCAGCAUGAUGGAAAUGUAACAAAGUGGUAUGAUGCAUAUUUUAAUAAAGCAAGGCCAUAUUUCACAAAUGAAGGCUUCCCUAACCCUCCAUGUACAGAAGGAAAGACAAAGUUUAGUGGCAAUGAAGAAGUCUACAUCAUAGGUGCUGAUAAUGCCUGCAUGAUACCCGGCAAUGAAGACAAAAUUUGCAAUGGACCACUGAAACCAAAAAAGCAAUACUUAUUUAAAUUUAGAGCUACAAAUGUUAUGGGACAAUUUACUGACUCUGAUUAUUCUGACCCUGUUAAGACUUUAGGGGAAGGACUUUCAGAAAGAACUGUAGAGAUCAUUCUUUCUGUCACUUUGUGUAUCCUUUCAAUAAUUCUCCUUGGAACAGCUAUUUUUGCAUUUGCAAGAAUUCGACAGAAGCAAAAAGAAGGUGGCACAUACUCUCCUCGGGAUGCAGAAAUUAUUGACACUAAAUUCAAGCUGGAUCAGCUCAUCACAGUGGCAGACCUGGAACUGAAGGACGAGAGAUUAACGCGGUUACUUAGUUAUAGAAAAUCCAUCAAGCCAAUAAGCAAGAAAUCCUUCCUGCAACAUGUUGAAGAGCUUUGCACAAACAACAACCUAAAGUUUCAAGAAGAAUUUUCGGAAUUACCAAAAUUUCUUCAGGAUCUUUCUUCAACUGAUGCUGAUCUGCCUUGGAAUAGAGCAAAAAACCGCUUCCCAAACAUAAAACCAUAUAAUAACAACAGAGUAAAGCUGAUAGCUGAUGCUAGUGUUCCAGGUUCGGAUUAUAUUAAUGCCAGCUAUAUUUCUGGCUAUUUAUGUCCAAACGAAUUUAUUGCUACUCAAGGUCCACUACCAGGAACAGUUGGAGAUUUUUGGAGAAUGGUGUGGGAAACCAGAGCAAAAACAUUAGUAAUGCUAACACAGUGUUUUGAAAAAGGAAGGAUCAGAUGCCAUCAGUAUUGGCCAGAGGACAACAAGCCAGUUACCGUCUUUGGAGAUAUAGUGAUUACAAAGCUAAUGGAGGAUGUUCAAAUAGAUUGGACUAUCAGGGAUCUGAAAAUUGAAAGGCAUGGGGAUUGCAUGACUGUUCAACAGUGUAACUUUACUGCCUGGCCAGAGCAUGGGGUUCCUGAGAACAGUGCCGCUCUAAUUCACUUUGUGAAGCUGGUUCGAGCAAGCAGAGCACAUGACACCACACCUAUGAUUGUUCACUGCAGUGCUGGAGUUGGAAGAACUGGAGUUUUUAUAGCUCUGGACCAUUUAACACAACAUAUAAAUGACCAUGAUUUUGUGGAUAUAUAUGGACUAGUAGCUGAACUGAGAAGUGAAAGAAUGUGCAUGGUGCAGAAUCUGGCACAGUAUAUCUUUUUACACCAGUGCAUUCUGGAUCUCUUAUCGAAUAAGGGAAGUAAUCAGCCCAUCUGUUUUGUUAACUAUUCAGCACUUCAGAAGAUGGACUCUUUGGAUGCUAUGGAAGGUGAUGUUGAGCUUGAAUGGGAAGAAACCACUAUGUAAAUAUUCAGACCAAAGGAUACAAUUGGAAGAGAUUUUUAAAUCACAGGGGCCAAAGUUACCCCCUCAUUCUUCUGAAUUGAAAUGUGCAAACUUAAAGAAAUAUCUAUGCUUCCCUCACUGUGCCUUUCUAAAUGGACUGAACAUUUUAAGACUAGUUCUAGAAAGUAGCUAAUACAGAAUAAUUAUAUGUUUUGUACAGAAUAAAUAUGUAUUUUAAAUGCUUAAGAAAAGACAUCCCAUGUGUUUCUGAAGUCCUGCAUAUUUUGGAAUAAGCCAAAUAGAAAAUUAUUAUUAUAUUAGCAUUAAUGUUUCAUUGUGAAAUUUCCCUAUGUAUUGGAUUUAAUUUUGAACAAAAGUUGUAAAUGUUGAUUCAGUAGUGUUGUUUUGGCUUACAUGGUGUUGACGUUUCUUGUGGAUACUUUCCAGGACUGUCAUAAUGAUCUGUACUUCCAUGUACACCCCUGUUUUGAAUCCUCUGUUUUAUGAGUGCUGAGAUAUCAUCUCAUGAUCCCGAACAGCUGAACAGUAACCCCCUGACACUGCAGGGAUUACUUAGCCUUUAUACAACACACAGUAGCUCUUCAGGGACACUUAGGGCUAUUUAAUUUGCAUUGUGAUCUUCAGUUUGAGAACCUAAAAAAAAUUAAAAGUACAACACAUGAAGUUACCGAGUACUAUUCUAGCCAACACACAGUUAUAAACUUUCAUAUACAAGUUUUACCCCUGUAUUGUAUAUUCAAAUAUAUAGUUAAAUGUAUCAGUGUAUUUGCCCAUUAGAUAUAGUCAACCUAAUAUUAACAAUUCUGAAGUGUUUCUUCAGCAAAAAUGUAUCAAAAGAGUAAUAAAAAAACUAUGUGUACUUCAAGCUUGUAAACCAAUGAUGUGCUGCUGUGGUGCCAACAGAGACUUCCAAAUGGAUUAUGUUAAAUGGCUGUCAUUUCAUUUCCCAAGGUUGAUUUUGAGCGGUAUACUUGGUGGAACUGAAAACAAAGAAAUUAACCAUGUGUAGCAAAUUCGAGGUUUCUUUAAAGAAAAUAUUUCAGUCUCCAUCUUACUAAAUAGUGACAAUGUGGUAAGUUUUGAAUUAUAUGAAGUUAUUUUGUAAUAGAUUUCAAUUAAGAGUAAUAAAAAUAAAUAGUAUUAAUUAUUCUCUUCUAUGAUAAGAAUUAUAUCUUAUGCUUAUUUCCACUGGAAUAUACAUAUAAGAAAUGUUAUGACCAAUAAAAUUGAAUUUUGAUGAA
This is a messenger RNA of Piliocolobus tephrosceles (Ugandan red Colobus), 8252 nucleotides long. It is a transcript of the gene PTPRQ, whose product is annotated as protein tyrosine phosphatase receptor type Q. Gene Ontology annotation, cellular component: signaling receptor complex. The coding region runs from base 112 to 7011 and encodes 2299 amino acids. Lineage: Eukaryota; Metazoa; Chordata; Mammalia; Primates; Cercopithecidae. The record is from RefSeq and is a predicted model, not a curated record. Gene Ontology annotation, biological process: peptidyl-tyrosine dephosphorylation involved in inactivation of protein kinase activity. Gene Ontology annotation, molecular function: protein binding; protein tyrosine phosphatase activity. The transcript has 45 exons.